Messenger RNA from Spea bombifrons (plains spadefoot toad), 1632 nucleotides. RefSeq names its product zinc finger protein 704 (gene ZNF704). Bases 74 to 1444 code for a protein of 456 amino acids. The transcript has 9 exons. Gene Ontology annotation, biological process: regulation of transcription by RNA polymerase II. Gene Ontology annotation, cellular component: nucleus. NCBI's taxonomy places the organism in Eukaryota, Metazoa, Chordata, Amphibia, Anura, Pelobatidae. Gene Ontology annotation, molecular function: DNA-binding transcription factor activity; RNA polymerase II cis-regulatory region sequence-specific DNA binding. The record is from RefSeq and is a predicted model, not a curated record.
UGUGUACGCACUCGGGUGAGUGGCAGCUCCAACCUGAAGAAUAGGAGGACCGAGGACAGUCAGCGAGAGGGCCAUGCAUUCUCGGCGCCUCAGUAAGCGAUCGGUGCUGGGCAGCGAGGUGAGCCAAUGGGAGCCAGCCUCGGACCCGGAGCCAGCGCCUGUGGCGCAGACGGAGGCAGGAGAAUUGGGCGCACAUAAGGAACGCCAGAGACCCACCUGCCCCGGAGAGGGGCAUCUGGAGUGGCCCCGCAAGACAGAAUGCUUAAGUCAUGAACUCAAUCCUACCGUGGAACAGAAUUUUACUUCAAAGCUACAAAUGGCUGCCCAGGUUAAAAAGGGAAACAAAAUGGACAAAAAGAGUUCUAGCAGUGGUUUCAAUCAAGAACCCGAAAUGAAACAAGAGCACAGAAGAUCUAUCUGUCUGCUAGAGGAAAAACGCAAAGUGGUUUCAUCAAACAUUGAUGUUCCUAGAGCAAGGAAAUGUGCAGAUGAGGUGGAUAUGGAUAAAGUGACAGCUGCCAUGGUGCUGACCAGUCUUUCUACAAGCCCCGUGGUUCGCAGCCCUCCUGCUCGACUUACUGAUAUGAAUGGUUCCUGGAAGGAGUUAGGGUUCUUUACUUCCAGUAGUAGUGACUAUUGGAGUUGGGGUACACCAAGUGACUACUCGAAUCCUUCCACACCAUCGCCACCACUCUCUGCAGACAGCUUCAAACACUUCCGAUCACCUUUUCACCAAGAAGAAACCAUCGAGGAAACAGAAACUGGCAGUGUACUUUUUGAGGAGACUAUUCCAAGAAAAAGGAAGAACUCCAUGAAAGUGAUGUUUAAAUGUCUCUGGAAGAGAUGUGGGAAGACUUUGAGCACAGCAGCUGGAAUAAAGAAACACAUCAGAACUAUUCAUCUGGGAAGUACCGGAGAAUCAGAUGAUAAUGAGGGGGAAGAAGACUUUUAUUAUACGGAGGUCAGGCUGAACAAGGACUCUUUGGAAGGUCUCAGUAGCCUCCCACCUGUAUCACCCUCUUCACCAUCACCUCCCUCAACAGCAUUUUUCCCAGACGCCGGAAGCUUGGACAAUCCAGCCAAAAAAGAGAGUCCACUGAUCACACCUCUUAGUAGUUCAGCUCCUGGCACAUUUUUACUUCUAACUUCAGACCAUGCAUAUCAGGCUUCUCCCCCGGUAAAUAUUCCAGGCUCAAAAAAGCUCCAUAUCAAUAAUGUCACUUCGUUCGCUGGCAACCCAGUUUCAAGAAACAUCUCCACUAGCUACGAGGAGCAUAGACAAAUUGGACAGACAGGGAUCUUAUCCCCUACAAGAGCAGGAAUGGGAAUGAGAAAGCCUCGCGGGGAACAUAAAAAGUGUCGAAAAGUGUAUGGAAUGGAAAACCGGGAUAAAUGGUGUACGGCAUGCCGCUGGAAGAAAGCCUGCCAAAGGUUUCUCGACUGAGUGUAGACAAAGUUCUAGCGGUGAUGUUCACGGCCAGUGAGGGAGAUCCAUAUUUUGUUCCAAUCUAUGGCACAUGGAAAAGAUAAAGUAAAUGAACUAAAAUGUGCGUUUUCCAGGAAACAAAUCAGCUCUUGUGGUGAACUUAACACAAAGUACUGGGACCCUCUGCAUGUAUAUAUUCUGUUUGG